AUGACAUUGAGGCUUUUAGCACAAUCUAUAUUGCGACCACUCUCUUUUACAAAGUUUAAUACGUCUUGCAUCUUCUUCCAGAGCCCUAAAUUUCUUUCAAGCUGCUGUUCUUAUGAUUUAACACCACGUUUGCCUUCGCCUAUGAAAAUUCCUACUCGGCAGAGUACGAUAUUCACAUCUCUUCCAAGCGAUAUAAUAUGGGAAGGUGUUACUGGCCCUAAGGGAAGCACUAAAAAGCGGGCUCGUGGCAAACGUAGGGUCACUCGGCCCAAAAUAGAUUUAAACCGUGGUCAGCGGAUCGGUGAAAAUCCAGAGGGCUAUCUUUGGCCCGGUCUAAAUGCCCCCCUUUAUGAUCAGUCGGUCAUGCGAACUAUUCAAAAGGGCGAUGUCAACGAGGCUUAUCUAAAGCGCUUAGACGAGUUGCGUAACAAAUCUGCGGUGAAAAAGAAACGGGUAAAACUGCCUCCUCUACUUCGGGGAUGGACGGGUGCUUCUAUGGGUGGACAAUCCUUGGGCCCCCUUGAGGGCGGUUCUCCCGACUUUGAUACACGUGUUCUUGAAUUCAAGGUUAGUAGUUUUCCUUAA
Messenger RNA from Dibothriocephalus latus, 585 nucleotides. The record is from the annotation of a GenBank genome assembly. Lineage: Eukaryota; Metazoa; Platyhelminthes; Cestoda; Diphyllobothriidea; Diphyllobothriidae.